This is a messenger RNA of Trichophyton rubrum CBS 118892, 825 nucleotides long. RefSeq lists its product as uncharacterized. The transcript is spliced from 5 exons. Bases 1 to 825 code for a protein of 274 amino acids. NCBI's taxonomy places the organism in Eukaryota, Fungi, Ascomycota, Eurotiomycetes, Onygenales, Arthrodermataceae. The record is from RefSeq and is a predicted model, not a curated record. Gene Ontology annotation, biological process: mycotoxin biosynthetic process.
AUGUUAACUUCGAACGGUGUAUCUGACACGAGGCUGUCUAUUGACGCAUACGAGAAUGACCCCUUCUUGAAUAAAUAUAAGGGAAAUCGCAUUCAACGACGCAGAAUCUCCAUUCUCAUCUUUUCGUUGAUUUUUGUGCUGGGUAUCUCCGUCUUCUGCAACAUCAUAUUGAUCUUUGAGCAGUAUAAGCGUUGGGACCUGGAUAAUGUCUGUACCACUUAUACUUCACAGUAUAGAUCGCCAAUUUCAAAUGAUGUCAAUCUAAAAUAUAACACGGUCACAUUUAAUGGUUCCCUCUUCGGUGAUCACAUCUGGCGUCGAUGGGUCGGCGAUGAUGUUGACCAAGCAUGGCUUGACCUUGGUGUUGAAUACACGCCCGUUGCUAUCCCGUAUGAAGAUAGAGCUCUGUACGGCCUCCAGGAAGGCCAGGUGAAGAUGAUGGAGAAAUAUGGAGGAAAUUUUGUGGCACAUAUUGAAGUUUUCCACCAUCUUCAUUGUCUUGACGUACUUCGGAAAAUUUCAUACUAUGGCUAUGAACACUAUCUGAAAAAAGGGGGGAGCCUGUUUACCAACGACGAGAAGACUGUAAAACACCAUGCAGCGCAUUGCCUUGAUAUCCUUCGACAGCAGAUAAUGUGCACUGCUGAUACUUCAGUUUUUGGGCAAUGGUGGGUGAAAGGUAUUGGGCCCUUCGUCGACUUCAACACAAAGCACCAGUGCAAAGAUUACGAAACAAUCCGGUCUUGGGGAGAAAAACACCAGAUAUCUCCGGAUGUAGAGGUGGAAAUGUGGCCUGGUGACCCAGAGCUGCCAGUGGUACCCUGA